Molecule: messenger RNA, 1915 nt
Organism: Folsomia candida
Lineage: Eukaryota; Metazoa; Arthropoda; Collembola; Entomobryomorpha; Isotomidae
Product: putative serine protease K12H4.7
Exons: 11
Coding region: 64-1665 (533 amino acids)
Biological process (GO): proteolysis
Molecular function (GO): serine-type exopeptidase activity; dipeptidyl-peptidase activity
Source: RefSeq, a predicted model, not a curated record
UUGUCAACAUUGAGAGUCUUUUAAAAUAUCCCGUUGUGAAAAUAUUUUUGAACUCGUGUCACAAUGCAUUGCAAAAUUGCGCUAAUCUCGGUGAUAACAAUUAGCCUCACCAUUUCCUCCACUUCCGGAAAUAGGGUUGUGAUCAUCGGAGGUAAAUUAUUCGGUGAGAGGAACGCCUCCACCCAAACGGCGUGGGAGGGGACGAAGGCGCCCAAAAACGCGGCCAUUGAGCACCUCCUCCAGCCCGUGGAUCAUCAAAACCCGACCAAAUUUCCGCUCUGGUCACAGCGUUACUUUACCAACUUUACGAAGUACUCGGAAUCCGGGCCGAUCCUAAUUUUCAUCGGGGGCGAGGCGGAGGCAGACCCGAGAUUUUUGGCGUAUGGCGAAAUGGCCGAGAACGCCGUAGCGCUUAAAGCAGCGGCCACUUUCACGUUGGAGCAUCGCUUUUACGGACAGAGUUGGCCUUUAAACGACUCGACUGUGACGUCGUUGCAAUAUCUCACGAUGCCGCAAGCAUUGGACGACUUGGCCAAUUUUGUAACACACAUCAAGACCAAGUACGAUCUCGAGGAAAGCAAAGUCGUGGUUUACGGGGGAUCCUAUGCGGGUUCUCUGGCCGCGUAUUUUCUCCAAUUUUACCCUCAACUCGCUUCCGCCGGGGUCGCGUCAUCAGCCCCGAUUUGGUUUCAUUUCGAUUUUAAAGAAUACCUCGAACUGGCUGCAGCCUCGAUAAAAGUAACGAAUCCGAAGUGUUUGGAUAUUUUGGGGUCCGGCGUCCGGGCGCUGAAUCGAAUCAUUCAGCAGAGCUCGUACCAGUGUGGAUUCGUCCCCCUUUCGGGCGGAGGAAACCCCGCAAAUCCAUGCAACGUGGAAUUGGGAACAUUUCCGUUAUGCAGCCCUCUGGACGCGCACAAAACGGGGGACAUUUACCAACUGAACAGCUACAUUACGCAGUUUUUUAUCUACAUCGCCCAGUACAAUAGCACGCUUCCGGAAACUUUCAAUCUGGACGCGCUGUGCAAUGCGACCCUCAGCUACAAGGAGAUCGAGGGCUUAAGCGACUUUGAAGUCCUCGCAAAAAUCAUGACCUCGGCGACCCACGGAUUGUACAAUUCGCCAUGUGUCGACCAACAAGUGGAAAAUUUCUGUGCGUUCAUGUCCCAAACUGGGGCGGAGGAUGAAGCCUCAAAGUAUGGAGCACGACAAUGGAUGUGGCAAGUUUGCAGUGAUUUUGCAACUUUUGCCUCCUCAUCCGGACUACGCCAUCCGUUCGGACAAUACGUUCCAGCCUCGCAUUAUGUUGCUCAAUGUGAAUGUGUUUUUGGAAGUUUAUUUACCGAGGCAUUCAUUCGUCUCCGGGUGGACCAGCAUACUGCAAAAUUCGGGAGUUAUUCCACCCUUCGACGCCACGUGGUCUAUUUGAACGGGAACACGGACCCCGUGGCUGGGCUGGGAUAUUCCAAGCGUGCACAAUUUCAAGCGUCCUGGCCGAAUGAUAAUAACGAUUUGUUCAUCGUUGAAAGAGGGUCUCACUGUGACGAUUUAUACGCGUAUGACUCAACUCAAGAUUCAGCGUCCCUGCAGCAAGCGAGAAAUGGGACCCUGCAAAUUUUGAAACGAUGGCUAAACAUGGCUAAAUUAAAGCUUUUGUUAUAUUACUGAUUGAUUAGUUUGAGUGAAAAGUAGGAAACUUAUUGGUGUUCAAAUUUCUUCAAAAAUAUAAGUACACAAACAUGCUAAACUUAAAAUGCUUCAACACGAGUGGUUUUUUGUGUAUGUGAAUUUUGAACCCAGGUGAUAAUUUCAUUCGGAAAAAUUAAUCAUAACUUAUUACUCAAAGACCAUUUAGAUGUCAAAAUUUUGCAUCGAUCAUGCAAAAAUCAUGCAAAAAUAAAACUGUUGUUGUUUUUAA